AUGCUCCCUCCAGAGAUAUGGCUGAAGAUAUUCCACUUCGCCACGGACACUCCAAGAUUACUGGACUGCAGUCCGUCGCAAUCAGAUUUGCCGACUGUGCUCGCCAGAGAACAAGAGUUGCAACUCCUGAGGGAGUCACUCGUCACUAAACUCCGUUUAGUGCUUGUGUGCAAAACCUGGGGCGAGCUUGCCACUGAGUUCUUGUACCAAAGCGUCCUCGUCACACGAGUCCAAUCGCUUUUGACGCUCCACGAAGCGCUGCAGGGACGAGCGCGGGCUGUGGGAAUGUUUCACACUAACCCUGGCUGGUGGACGAGGAGGCUCGACGUGGUUAUCCCACCCGACCAGUGUGAGACUGCCGACUAUGGGGUUCUCGUAGACGUGUUCCGGUAUUUCUCGAACCUCUCUAUCGUGACGUUGUCGAUGCCAAUACUGCCCUUCAAUGACUUCUGGCUUCGUCAACUCCCCAUGGAGAUCAUUGUGUCGCUCGUAGAGACGUGCGGACCCUCGCUGCGCGUUUUCGAUUGCGCAGAAUCUCUUCUGCGUCCCUGCAGAGAGGAUCUCAUGCUACUACUAGCUGGUUCCCCCAACUUACGUGUUCUUCGGUGUCCGGUAUGCUCCCCUACGCCUGGAGAUAGGUCUCCUGGAAGCCGCUUAGAUGUGCCAGUCAUGGCAAACCUCGAAUCCAUCUCAUUAAUGUCCGUUUUCCUACGGGAUUACCUUCCUCGCGAGAAGAACAAGAACCAUCUCCCUGCACUUCGACAGCUUAUCUACGGCUGUAUUUCCCCCCCGUUCUUCGCGCAUGCAUGGAAAAGCUUUGUCAAGUCGAGCUGUUCAGCCGUCACCUGUGUCACGCUCGACUUCAGUUUCCAGGGGGACUCCCUGCAAAGAGAGUUGGAUUUGCUGUCCGAGUGUUGUCCAGCCCUCGACAAACUCGUCAUUUACUUCCGUUCAUGGACGGAAUUUAUACCACAUCUUGUUCUCCCGCCUGUCUCCCACCUUCGCAUAUACUCAAAGUUGGCAAAGGCCCCUGCCUUUCAUUAUUAUUCGCUCAUAUAUGCACUUACUACUUUGACGGCUUCCAAGCUUGGAAGUGUCCGUUUGCUACAUGCAAACGCUGUCGAGGAAUUCCGGCACUCGCUGAGCUCACUUUCACAGGACGAGCUCGACGGUCUGGCAUCGAAGGCAUUCCGAGUAGAGGACCACGAGGGAAGGGCAAUAUUGCUUGGAGGGGAAUGUGUAGGUUGAAUCUGGACGUAGCGCGUCUCGAUAUCGCAGACAGAUGACAAGGGGUAUCCUGCCACCCUUGUUAUCCGGGGUGAUUAGUACAAAUGAAUCCACUACUCCCGGGAUCGGCUUCAGACCCGUAUUAGACUGCUAUUGUAUACUUUACACCGUUCUCCGAUCCGACAUCACUCGUACGAUACAACCUGUUCCCGCUACUUCUGUGAGCUACACGGCGAAUUCAUCAGUAUACGAAUGAUAUCACAGGCCCAAACGACCGCGUUCGAAGCCAAAGCGAAACACGCACCUUUUCGUGCCAUGCUAAUAGCACGCUUCCGCUGACGUCUCCCCAUCCGGGCAUACCCAUACCCUUGUAGAUGUACUUCAUGAGCGUAUCUUGGGCGUCUUCGGAGAGCGAUUUGAGGACGUUUGGGAUCUCCGUUGCUUUGGUGCUGUUGAG
This is a messenger RNA of Pisolithus orientalis, 1684 nucleotides long. RefSeq lists its product as uncharacterized. The record is from RefSeq and is a predicted model, not a curated record. Lineage: Eukaryota; Fungi; Basidiomycota; Agaricomycetes; Boletales; Pisolithaceae. Bases 1 to 1248 code for a protein of 415 amino acids. The transcript is spliced from 2 exons.